Ochotona curzoniae (black-lipped pika) is the source of this 1425-nucleotide messenger RNA. RefSeq names its product doublesex and mab-3 related transcription factor 3 (gene DMRT3). Gene Ontology annotation, biological process: male sex differentiation; regulation of transcription by RNA polymerase II. The record is from RefSeq and is a predicted model, not a curated record. Gene Ontology annotation, cellular component: nucleus. The coding region runs from base 1 to 1425 and encodes 474 amino acids. Lineage: Eukaryota; Metazoa; Chordata; Mammalia; Lagomorpha; Ochotonidae. The transcript has 2 exons. Gene Ontology annotation, molecular function: RNA polymerase II cis-regulatory region sequence-specific DNA binding; DNA-binding transcription factor activity, RNA polymerase II-specific; protein binding.
AUGAACGGCUACGGCUCCCCCUACCUGUACAUGGGCGGCCCCGUGUCGCAGCCGCCGCGGGCGCCCUUGCAGCGUACGCCCAAAUGCGCGCGCUGCCGCAACCACGGCGUCUUGUCCUGGCUCAAGGGCCACAAGCGCUACUGCCGCUUCAAGGACUGCACCUGCGAAAAGUGCAUCCUCAUCAUCGAGCGGCAGCGGGUGAUGGCGGCGCAGGUGGCCCUACGGCGGCAGCAGGCCAACGAGAGCCUGGAGAGCCUCAUCCCCGACUCGCUGCGCGCUCUGCCCGGUCCCCCGGUUCCUGGGGACGCUGCCGCCACUCCGCAGCAGCAGCCGCCACCGGCCUCGCAGCCGGCCCAGCCGCCAACGCGCCCGGCCGCAGAGUUAGCCGCGGCGGCCGCGCUGCGCUGGGCUACCGAGCCCCAGCCUGGGCCUAUGCAAACCCAGCUCAGCAAGACAGACUUGACGGAAGAGCGGCUUGGGGACAGCAGCUCGGCAGACAAUGCCGAGGCCUUCAGCGACAAAGACGUUGACCAAAGGAGCUCUCCCGACGACGUGGCCAAAAGCAAGGGCUGCUUCACCCCGGAAAGCCCCGAGAUCGUGUCGGUGGACGACGGCGCCUACGCUGUCCAGAAAAACGGGGGCAACCCCGAGAGCCGACCCGGCAGCCCCAAGUACCACGCCGAGCAGAGUCACCUGCUGAUCGAGGGCCCCUCGGGGACCGUGUCCUUGCCCUUCAGCUUGAAAGCCAACAGACCCCCACUCGAGGUGUUAAAAAAGAUCUUCCCCAACCAGAAGCCCACGGUCCUGGAGCUCAUCCUGAAGGGCUGCGGGGGCGACCUGGUGGGCGCCGUGGAGGUCCUGCUGUCCAGCCGCUCGUCGGUGGCCGGCGCCGAGCGGACUGCAGCCGAGCCCGAGAGCCUCGUGGUGCCCUCCAACGGGCACCUCUUCGAACACACCUUGAGCUCCUACCCCAUCUCCUCGUCCAAGUGGUCGGUGGGCUCGGCCUUCCGAGUCCCAGACACGCUGAGGUUUGCUGCUGACUCUGGCAACGUGAUGCCCAGCCCGCUGGCCGUGCCCCUGCAGCACCCUUUCCCCCAGCCGCCCAGGUACCCGCUGAUGCUAAGGAGUACCCUGGCCAGAAACCAGUCGAGCCCCUUUUUGCCCAACGACGUCACUCUAUGGAACACCAUGACGCUGCAGCAGCAGUACCAGCUGAGGUCGCAGUACGUGAGCCCCUAUCCCAGUAACUCCACCAGCGUCUUCCGGAGCUCGCCCGUGCUCCCCAGCCGCCCUGCCGAAGACCCUCGGCUCUCCAUCCCCGAGGAGGGCUGUCCCAUCGUGUCCAAGCAGUCCAUGUACGCCGACGAGGACUACGAUGAGCGCUCCGACUCCUCGGACUCCAGGAUACUCAACACGUCCUCCUAA